Messenger RNA from Macrobrachium nipponense, 4532 nucleotides. Its product is annotated as adhesion G protein-coupled receptor L4-like. Lineage: Eukaryota; Metazoa; Arthropoda; Malacostraca; Decapoda; Palaemonidae. Gene Ontology annotation, cellular component: plasma membrane. Gene Ontology annotation, molecular function: protein binding; G protein-coupled receptor activity. The record is from RefSeq and is a predicted model, not a curated record. The transcript has 17 exons. Gene Ontology annotation, biological process: adenylate cyclase-activating G protein-coupled receptor signaling pathway; cell surface receptor signaling pathway. Bases 584 to 3256 code for a protein of 890 amino acids.
UCCUGGCCAUUAUCACAAGGUGUCCCCAAAAUCAACAAUGCGCCUGAAUCCUCAGCGCUCUUCGGCUGUUUUCGAAGAUGUCUGAAGUCUCCAGGUCAUGUCCAACGAUGCAGAAACCUUGAACGAAAUAAGUCGUUGAGUCUAGUCACCAUUAAUCUUAAUAAUUUCGAUAAAUUAUUCGCGAGACAAUAAUUACAAAAAGAUGACGUAGAGUAACAUAUACUUUACUUGGCUUGGUCUAUGACACAUUGGUCUAUUGACUUGGCUCUUGAGGUUCGUUUAAAUGAAGCAAUUUUUAGAAAGCUACUUAAAUAAAACGCAAUAUAAGAUUAAGAAUGUAUAAAUAUUCCUUAAACAAGGAAUAUUAGUGAAGAGAGAAGAAGAUUAUAUACAGAAAUUAUAAUCGAAUUGUCAGUUUGAUGAGACAAAAAUUAACAAAAGUCAACUGCGUCUAGUUUUUCCUAAUACAAUACAGUUCAUAGACCAAACUGUCAAGCCGGGAAGCGAUCUCACAGCCAGAGAGAGAGAGAGAGAGAGAGAGAGAGAGAGAGAGAGAGAGAGGUAAAACUACAGGUUAGGAGAAAUGAUGACCGCCUUACCAUUACUGGCAAUUCUCACCUGUUUCCCGAGAAUAGAUUGCAGCUCAAACCUUCCAUCUUACCUGAGGAAUAAGGGCUCACAGGACGAUGAUUCCGCAGAGUAUCUCAUUAACUCCGUCGUGAAAGGGGACUUCAAGGAAGUCCUUCGUCUGGUCCAGAGUAAUAGCUCCUUCGCCAACGCGCAGGAUUCAGAAAAAACUGCCUUGACUUAUGCUGUACAGAAAGAGGACGUGAGGAUGGUUCGCCUUCUCCUGCAGUAUGGCGCAAAUACCAACUCCUUUGUGGAGGUUCCGCUAGCCGCCCCACCAUCUUUCUGGGCGGUGGAGACGAACAACACCGAGAUCCUGAAACUCCUGCUGGAAUAUUGCUCUGAUCCCAGUGUGCAGCACGAGUUUGAGAGAGGCGAAACUCGCAGUCUGAGGGAAGCAGCGGAAUUGAAACAGAAUCUCAAGAUGGUCGAGCUCAUUGAUGAAUACAUGCAACACGGUUGUGGCAGGUGCCCUGCGGAGAGGAGGUUAUUCGCCCCCCUCAACAUCAACUGGUUCCUACCGGAAACCGCUAGCCGAAACAUCGCCAACAUCAGUUGUCCCGUCAGCUACGGGUACACUUUCGGUACCUGGAGAUGUGGUACGAAUUCGACGUGGGACGAAGCACCUGACCUUAGCCCGUGUAGGAACAUAGAAAGCUUAAUUAAGACGCCAGGAGAGACCAGCGUUCCUACCACUGCCGCAGAGAACCUAGCCAAGAUGGCCGACAGCAUCAACAGCAUCACUCUCCUUCCUGGAGACUUACUGGCCAUCGAUGACGCCGUGAAGACGCUCCAGACUCAGCACAUCAACCACGAUCUGCUGCAGUUCGAGCCCGAGGCUCCUACGCUGACGAAGAAAUACCUGAAGGCACUGGUCAACGUCACGGGGAAGAUGCUGGACGACCCAUCCAUGUGGACGGCCAUGCCCUCGGAACAGGCCAAGACCGCCGUCACCGACCUUCAGGAGAACGUGGUCAAGGGCGCCCUCACGGCCGCUAAGUACCUCUCCGACAACGCCACAGACGAUUAUCCGAACAAUAAUCUGCACGUCAGGGUAUCCCACCAGCCACCAGGAUAUUACACAGCGGAUCAGAACCGCCACUACCAACACCUCGUGUUCCCCAAGACCCACCUCCAGCUUCCGGAACGAUUCUUCCACAAGUACAAUGCUGGUAACCUGCAGGGGACCACCAACAGCAAGCCAGCUACUACCACUCCUUCCACUUCUUCGGCUGCUGACAACGAAGACCCCGCCCUGAUCACAGUCAUAUUCAGCUCCUACAGAGAUCUGCACUGCAUCUCAAAUACCGUUCCUUGCCAACCACCUGGAGAUGAGAAUGACACCAUCAUAGAGGGCCGGUCCCAAGUGAACAGUGGGGUCAUAGGAGCUAAGGUCGGUUUCGGACAGACGUGGAAAGCAGAGGACAACGACGUAGUGGAAGUGACUUUCAACCACAUCUACGACGGAGGGACUUACCUCCUGAAGAACCCCCAGUGCGUCUGGUGGGACACUGAGGACAACAGCUGGUCCUCCCAAGGGUGCCAACUGUACGACUUCAAGCCCUCCUACACCGUCUGCCAUUGCACCCACCUGACGAAUUUGGCUGUCAUCAUGGAUAUCAACGGACUUAUCGAUAAGGAGACCGUCCUUUACCAGAUGCUGCAGUGGAUCACGGUCAUAGGCUGCUCGAUCUCCAUCGUGAGCCUAGCCGUCUGCAUCGCCUGCUUCUUCUUCCUGAAGAAGGUGAAGACCAAGAAGAGCUCCUCCAUCAGGGGCAACCUGUGUCUCUGCCUCCUCUUCGCGGAGGUCGUCCUCCUGCUGGGGCUGAACGAGACGAAGAGGAAGUCUGUGUGUAAGCUGGUAGCUGCUCUGCUACAUUAUUUCUUCCUGGCGACUUUCACUUGGAGCGCCAUUGAGGCCUUCAACUUGUACCUGGCUCUCGUCAAGGUAUUCCAAACGCAGACAUCACUGCGCAAGCACUACUUGGUGGCUGGGUAUUGCAUACCCCUCUUGUUCGUGGGCGUGACUCUGGUCAUCACGAAGGGUGAAGGGUACGGCACUGACAAAAUGUGCUGGCUUGAGCCUCACAGACCCAUCUGGAUCUUCGCUGGAAGUCUGGCUUUCAUCAUACUGAUGAACCUCAUAUCAUUCGCCAUGACGAUGCGCGUUGCCUGGCGGGAGAGACCAACAGUGAAAGGGAAAUCUGUCUCCCAGAAGUCGAGCUCUCAGCUGACAAAACGCCUGAGCGGGUCGACAGCCAUCUUCCUCCUGCUGGGUCUGACCUGGGUCACUGGGUUCUUCUACAUGGCAGAAGGAACCCAGAUGCUGGCUCUCCUCUUCACAGUCCUCAACUCCCUCCAGGGCUUCGGCAUCUUCGUCUUUGGGAUCCUCUUCGACGACAACAUCAGGAAAGAGGCCAAAGAGGUAAUUGAACACCAGUUGGAAACAAAAGUCUCGUCAUCCUUCAAGGGGAGCUUCAACCCACAGAGGCGGGGGAGCUACAACUUCAAUACGGAAUCCGAGGAGAUAUCGAGAAUGGACACCGUAGUGAAAGCCGGGGGAGGGGAGGAGGAAGACAAGGUCAGCACAGAUCAAGACGGGGACCUGGAAGACAAGACGAAACUCUAGGGCAGUCGAUGCUGGAAGAUUGUCAGCGUGAUGGUGGCUCUUCCUAUCCCAGCAACUCACACCCAAGAAAUAUGAGAUAUCUCGACGCUUCAGAUAAAAUUAUAAUUCUAUCUCGCUUGUUUGUGAAGCAUCUACCUUCGUCUGCUAUUCUGUGAUACGAAUGUUACUCGCCUCUCGUCAGUCACAAAUAUCUAUCAAGUCCACGUAUGUUACAGCGCACAACCCUAGAUUCAUACUCAGUCAGUUCAGUAACUGUAAAUCCAAAUGUACCCAGUUUUUAAUUUACUGACAAGUUAUUCUUUAGAUUUUAAUUGGCCAUUCUGGUAGCAGUUAUACCCAUAGCAUUUCCAGUGCACUUCACCCUGAUUUUAAACAGAAGUGUUACUGUAUCCACAACAAUUCAUGUUGCUAGCAAAUGUCAGAAGACUGACUUUUCCUGAUCUGUAAACAAGGGGUGUACUUAAAGACUGACUUUUUCCAAUCUACAAACAAGUUGCGGGUUUCAUUCAUAUCAGUAAGACCUAUUGCUUCCAGAACUUAGAGCAGGGUCUUCAAUGAUUAGGCCAGUGGCGUAGUUGCCUGCGAUACCAGAAGCCACCCUCCAAUCCUCAUCAAGCCCGGAAUGGAGAGGAGAGUGGCGCUUUGGGAUGUUUAACACCUCUUCGUUUGAUGAUCAGUCAGUGGUUCUGAGGUCUGGUAGACAGUGGAGAAGAUGUAAUCCUUACUGAAGAUUGUAAGAACCUUGUGAAUAUGAGGAAUGUAACAGUGAUUGUGGGGUUGGUGGCCACUGGAGAAAAUAUAUUAAUUACUGGAACUUGACCACUGGAAACAAAGUAAUCUUACUGGACCAUAACAACCCUAGGGGUAUGGUAAACUAAAAAGUGGUAGGCACCGAAGCCUGGUAGCCACUGGAGAAAAUGUAAUCCUUACUGAAACUUGUAAAGACCCUAGGAGUAUUAUAAAAGUAAAAAUUGUAAACAAUGAGUUCCUGGAGCCACUGGAGAAAGGGCAUCAUGCUUCCCAGACUCAUAGAGCCAAGGGUGUUGAUAUAAGUACCAAACUCAUGUUACCAAUUAGAGCUAAUGAUGCUUGUUGUAGUAGGAGCUGACUUUUCCCUUUUGUAUUUGGGGUAGUCACUAUUCUUUGUAUUUAUUAGAAUUUGAGAGCAUAGUUUGUUAUGAAAAGUGUUUUAGCUAGGAAUGAAGAUAAUGUCCCUGUGAUGUAUCUUAGUUUUGGAGGUUACACAGAGUAGAUUGGCUACUCCAAGGAGCACACA